Molecule: messenger RNA, 1389 nt
Organism: Anopheles marshallii
Lineage: Eukaryota; Metazoa; Arthropoda; Insecta; Diptera; Culicidae
Product: probable cytochrome P450 6a13
Exons: 2
Coding region: 1-1389 (462 amino acids)
Molecular function (GO): monooxygenase activity; iron ion binding; oxidoreductase activity, acting on paired donors, with incorporation or reduction of molecular oxygen
Source: RefSeq, a predicted model, not a curated record
AUGCCGAUCGUGGAGUUUUGGAUCGCUCUCAGUACCACGGUGCUGUUGUUUUCCGGGUUGGGAUUGUGUCUGAUCCUGGAUAAGCGGCGAUCGGUUUGGGUCGAUCGACGUUUUCCCAGCACCGGCAGGACCGGUGUGCUGUACGGUGACUAUAGAGCGGCCGGUCGUACAGAGCAUCGCAUGUACACGACCCAGCGGCUGUAUCGUGAAUUUAAGGCAAAAAAAUGGCCCAUAGGCGGAGCGGUAAUGUAUCUGACACCGUGCGUGAUACCGACCGAUCCGUACUUGAUCGAGCACAUGCUGAGUGAGGAGUUUGUAAAGCUGGCCGGUAGAAACACAUCCGACGGUGCAACGUUUGGAAGCUGGUGGAACGCUUUCGAGGAUGAGCAUUUUGAAUCUUUAGUGGAUGUGGUGACGGAGGAGACUGGGCAGAUUACGGAAAUGUUGUGUUCCUCCAGUACGUCAGUUGAUGUAAAAGCGAUCGUGGAGCUGUUCGUGGCACGAGCAUUGACGAGAUGUAUAUUCGGGAAGCGAUAUACAGCGGAUGAACAUAAGCUACCCAUUACAGAAAAACUAGCCAAACAUCCAUCCGGCACAGUGUGGGAGGUAUUUUCCACGGCUUUUCCAGAUGCGGGAUUCACACGUGUGUUACGGAAAGCGUUCAAUCACAUGCAAGAACAUCCACUUAUUCUGGAGGAGCUUGUAAGUGCCAUCUCAACCACACCUACCACGGAUGCUAACUUCCUCAAGUAUAUGAAACAACUGGAGCAACACGCUAGCGCAGCCGAUCGUAUGGCGUUCGAAGAUACGAAAACGCUGAUGCUAGAGCUUGUUCAACAUGUGUUUUACACAGCGGCAGGAACGAUCGUUGCCUGUCUGUUUGAGAUGGGCCAUAAUCCAAAGAUACAACACAAUUUGCAUAAGGUACUGAAGCGAUCGAGUGAUUCAAUGGUUGACUUUUUGGACAAGGUGAUUGGAGAAACGCUUCGCAAGUAUCCUCCGAUUGAUGAAAUAUCGUUUAUGACCGGUGCCAAUCAUCGACUUCCAAGUGGGGAACUUAUGAUACCGAGAAACACGAAAGUGAUCAUCCCUAUCUACGCACUUCAUCAUGAUGCUGAAUUCUAUCCAGAUCCCAAUCGGUUCGAUCCCGAAAGGCCUGUUUUAAGAUCCAGGAAAGAAACACUACUCUACCGGCCCCUGGGUGAUGUACCGUUCCCGAUCGGGUCAAGCUUGGCCCUGUUGAUUGUUCGCGUAGGAUUGGGCAACAUUUUGAAAGAGUGUACCGUGCGCUUAACUUCGGUAUCCCCUGCAACGUUGAAGAUAUCGCCACAUCAACCGAUACCGUACCCCAGUGGCCGUGUUGAGCUGCUGAUAAGCCGUGCCGCGUAA